CAGCAUCUUUUGGGGAGUGGUGAUAACCACAGAGAAGACGCAGCUGAGCCCGGGAGACCUGAUGGCGGGCUGAACCUCCGGCUCGAGGCAGACGCAGGAGGUCUGGAGAAGGAGCUAGCGGGGCUCAUGGAUGGGGAUUUAGCCAUCGGAAAGAUGGCUUCCUCCACCAGUCCCAUGGGCCCUAUCGACAGCCUGGAGCUCCUGGAUCUACUGUUUGACCGGCAGGAUGGCGUUCUGAGACACCUAGAGCUUGGAGAAGACUGGGGCCGUGGGGAGGACCAGGUCCUGCCAGGCGCGGACUCUGAUGACUUCCUCAACUCCAUCCUGGGUUCUGGAGAUUCAGAUUCCCCAACCUGGUCCCCCGCGGCCAGUGACAGUGGCAUCUCAGAAGAUCUGCCCUCUGACCCCCAGGACACGCCUCCACGCGGUGAGGUGCCUGCCGCGCCUGCCGGCUGCCAUAGUGUGAAGUCUGGUGAGGGGCCCUGCCCCUCUUACCAUCCUGGCCCCACCUGCCCUGCCAGGCACCUCGGGCCAGUGGCCCAAAGGCUUGAGACUUCUGUGGCUAUAGACCUGGAAAUGUGGAGCCCAGGCGUCUAUGCCGAGGAGCAGACUGACCUGGCUGACUCACCCUCAUGCUACAACCUCACAGUCAAGGACCUCCUCCUCUCCAGCAGCAGCGGGGACCUGCAGCAACAUCAGCUGGCAGCCCCCCACCUGUUGCAACCUGGGACUGGGCACUGCCAGGAGCUGGUGCUGACGGAGGAUGAGAAGAAGCUACUGGCCAAAGAAGGCAUCACUCUGCCCACUCAGCUGCCCCUUACCAAGUACGAGGAGCGAGUGCUGAAAAAGAUCCGCCGGAAAAUCCGAAACAAACAGUCAGCUCAAGAAAGCCGGAAAAAGAAGAAGGAAUACAUUGAUGGCCUGGAGACUCGGAUGUCAGCCUGUACCGCCCAGAAUCAAGAGCUUCAGAGGAAGGUCUUGCAUCUCGAAAAGCAGAACCUGUCUCUCUUGGAACAGCUGAAGAAACUCCAGGCCAUUGUGGUCCAGUCCACCAGCAAAUCGGCACAGACGGGCACCUGCAUAGCAGUCCUGCUCUUCUCCUUCGCCCUCAUCAUCCUCCCCUCCAUCAGCCCUUUCGCCUCCAACCGAGCCGAGAGCCCCGGAGACUUCGCACCUGUGCGAGUUUUCUCCAGGACUCUACACAACGACGCGGCAUCCCGAGUGGCUCCCGAUGCUGCACCAGGCUCCGAGGCCCCCGGACCCGGGCCCAGCACUGGCGCACUUCAGGAAAGGUCUCCAGGCAGCCCUCCUGGGGAAUGGGAAUCCCGGGACACACGUGCUCUGGACAACUCGACAGAGGAUCUGGACAACUCAACUCUGGUCCAGGGCAACUCCGUGAAGGAACUGGACCGGGCCACCCUGCUGGACUGUGCCCCGCCUGAGCCAGCAGUCAGCCCGGGCCGCGUGGGGCUGGAGGCAUCAGGGGGGGAGCUGUGAGCACCAUGGGUCCCUGCCCCCGUCUCCACCCCGGCCCCUCUACUCAGGGGUGCUUCAAUAGGUGCUGUAGUGGACAGGGACAGGCAUGGGGAUCCGAGGUGAGAGAGAGACCCUGGAGAAGGUAUCAGGAUGGAGAUGCACAGAUACACAGCUACAGACCCAGGGACCCAGGUACACACCGAAACUGAUUCUCAGACACAGACCAUAAGGCCACAAAGCCUGAGAAAUCUAGAUGCAGACCCAGGUGCGGGAGGAAACAGGAACACACACACAGACUGAUCCCCGACCUAGACAGAUCGAUAUACACUAGGCCUCAAUAACUACCCCCCUACCCCGACCCUGGGGACUCCUCCCUGCCCCCUCGCACACACGGAGGAGAAAGCAGCCAAGUCUGCAGGGACCCUGGCCCCAGAGCACGGGAUGAGCCCUAAACUUCGGCGCUGCCAUGACCCUUUCCUUUUCCGUUUUUUAGACUGCCAUGAUCCUUAAUAAAGUAUCUUGGCAGAACA
Cervus elaphus (red deer) is the source of this 2006-nucleotide messenger RNA. RefSeq names its product cAMP responsive element binding protein 3 like 3 (gene CREB3L3). The record is from RefSeq and is a predicted model, not a curated record. Bases 127 to 1497 code for a protein of 456 amino acids. Gene Ontology annotation, biological process: regulation of transcription by RNA polymerase II. Gene Ontology annotation, cellular component: nucleus. NCBI's taxonomy places the organism in Eukaryota, Metazoa, Chordata, Mammalia, Artiodactyla, Cervidae. Gene Ontology annotation, molecular function: RNA polymerase II cis-regulatory region sequence-specific DNA binding; DNA-binding transcription factor activity, RNA polymerase II-specific. The transcript has 10 exons.